Messenger RNA from Pyricularia oryzae 70-15, 231 nucleotides. RefSeq lists its product as uncharacterized. Lineage: Eukaryota; Fungi; Ascomycota; Sordariomycetes; Magnaporthales; Pyriculariaceae. The record is from RefSeq and is a predicted model, not a curated record. The transcript has 2 exons. The coding region runs from base 1 to 231 and encodes 76 amino acids.
AUGUUUCCUUUCUUUGACGAAGCUCAAGCAAUCUGCUGGAAGAUCUCAUUCACCCACCCAUCGGAGAAGGGAGCUUUUUUGAGAGCGGCUGGUGCUCGCUCAUAUGUCGACUAUGGCGAGCUCAAGCCAAGCCAGCAGGCCCUGACCGCCCUCUUCCCUCAGCCAAGCCUUUUGUACGCAUGGCCGGUACCGCCCGAGCCUUCCUCCUUCUCCAUUGCCACCGGGUACUAG